GAGGGUGAGCAAAGUCAUUGUGCGUACCAAUUUGGCCCAUAAAAAUGGUAAGCGGGAAAGAAGAAAAACCCUCAAAAACGAAGAAGAAGGCCUCAUUCAAAAACCCUAAAAUCGAUAACAACUUCAAGAAGAAAAAGAAGCAGCCGCCUACUCUCAAGGCCGAGAAGAAAAAGAACAAGAAGAAAAAGGUUCACCAAAUCAAGAACAACGAUAACAAUGAAAUCAUCAACAACAACAACAACAACGAGCUAACACCAACUUCAGUGUCACAGGAGCUGAGUUUCUUUGUAAAUGAGUUUGAAUCUGCCAAUGAUCUUCAGCUCUCAUCUCUCGAGCUUGAAUCAAUUAAAGAGACAAGCUUUGUUGAGUUACCUCAAGAUGUUAAGUCACUGGGGAAACAAAUACAGGCUGCUUUUGGGCCCUCAUGGAAAGAAGUGUUAUGUGAAGGGCAGCUUGUAGAAGGGAAGAUUGAAGCAGGGAACCCAUCCGUUCUUAUUAUUAGUACAUCUGCCUUGAGAUGCAUUGAACUUCUAAGGGGUGUGCGCCCAUUGACGAAAGAAUGUCAUGCUGUCAAGCUAUUUUCAAAACAUAUGAAGAUUGAGGAACAGGUAGCCUUGUUGAAGAACCGUGUGAAUUUUGCUAGUGGCACACCAAGCAGGUUGAAGAAGUUGAUCGACAUUGAAGCACUGGGGCUUUCACGGUUAGCAGUUAUUGUGCUUGAUAUUCACACAGACGUUAAGGGCUAUUCACUGUUAACACUUCCACAAGUCAGAGAUGAAUUCUGGGACUUGUAUAAGAACUACUUCCACCAACGACUUUUACAACGUGAUCUCCGUAUCUGUCUCUUUGGUCCAUUACUAAAUGGCAACCAAUUAAGGGGUAAAAGAAAGAGAGUUCCUGAUGAAUAGAUUACAAAUUUUCUGAUAUAGAUUUCCAAUUUUGAGUUUUGCUUUAUGAAUCCAUUGUUGCAAUAUUUGAUAUAUUUCCUAAACUCAUGAAGUGCUAAUUCAGUUCUAUGAGUUCAAAAAAAAGGUUCAGUUCUAUGCUUUUAUUAUUAUUGUUGUUGUUCAAGAGCUGAAACCUCAAAAUUGAUGAUUUGAUUAAUUUAUGGGGCAACUUAAGAUACAAUGUUUAGGAAGUGGGCAUUGGAGAAAUUUAGAGUGCUCAAAGAACAAAACCUUAAAAGUUCAAGAGCAAUUUUGUAAAUUAGACCCCAAUUUUUUAUUAUAAUGAUAUUGGAAUGAUUUUUGCUCUA
This is a messenger RNA of Jatropha curcas, 1255 nucleotides long. Its product is annotated as U3 containing 90S pre-ribosomal complex subunit. Gene Ontology annotation, cellular component: nucleus; 90S preribosome. NCBI's taxonomy places the organism in Eukaryota, Viridiplantae, Streptophyta, Magnoliopsida, Malpighiales, Euphorbiaceae. The record is from RefSeq and is a predicted model, not a curated record.